CGAUCAUCCAUAGACAUUUGCGGGCAGGCACUUGGCCAUGCCCCCUCUUUUCUUAUCGCUUUCCUUUCCUUCUUUCUACUAUGGCAGCAGCGUUCAGACUGUACAAUGACUCCUUCAACCGGAACCCAAGCCGCACCUUAAUGAUAACCAACGGAGUACUCACUGCAUUCGCCGAUACAGUGGCUCAAUAUGCGGAAAUGCUUUUUUCAAAAGAUGACAAUUCAUCGACAGCUCGUCAUUAUGACCCUUUCCGAACGCUGCGCUUUUUUGCCUUCGGAUUUGGGAUGGGGCCAUUAUUGGGUCGUUGGAACAUGUUUUUAGAGCACACAUUUCCUCUGCGCAGUGUCGGAGGGAAGAUUUCAACGGUUAGCAUGUCAUCCCUGGCGAAGAGGGUUAUCUGCGACCAGAUCAUUAUGGCACCUGUCGGACUUGUGAUCUUCACCGGUUCGAUGGGCGUGAUGGAAGGGAAAACUCUGGAACAAAUUAAGAAAAAGUACAAAGACAUGUAUUGGUCUGCGUUGAUCGCCAAUUGGCAGGUUUGGCCAGCCGCCCAACUGAUCAAUUUUCGAUACAUGCCGCUGCCCUAUCGAGUACCAUUCCAGGCAACCCUGGGAGUGUUCUGGUCGUUAUAUCUUUCGCUUCUCAACGCUAGGGCCUCGAAGAACCAAAAUGAAGAAGUUGCCUAUUAGUUGUGUAUGUGCUGAAGUGCUGUAGUGUAUCGUUAGUUUUCUAGAUUAUACGCUCCACCAUUGUCAAUUACGUGGUGGUAUCUUGUCAACGGAACGGCAAUAUUGUCCAACACUCUCAAGCUACAUUAUGGGUGUUAAUCA
Molecule: messenger RNA, 830 nt
Organism: Dacryopinax primogenitus
Lineage: Eukaryota; Fungi; Basidiomycota; Dacrymycetes; Dacrymycetales; Dacrymycetaceae
Exons: 8
Coding region: 81-689 (202 amino acids)
Cellular component (GO): membrane; cytoplasm
Source: RefSeq, a predicted model, not a curated record